AUGUCAACAGACGAUCCUGGAACCUCCAUCUUGAAGUCUCUCAACGAUGCCCAGCGCCGUGCCGUCACCUCCAAUGCGGCCACAGUGGCCAUAUUGGCCGGCCCGGGCAGUGGCAAAACGCACACUCUCACAUCUCGUGUCGUGUGGCUCAUUCGGCAAGGAGGCUACCAGCCGUCUGAUAUUAUUGUCGCGACCUUCACAGUCAAAGCAGCCCGGGAGAUGAAGGCGCGCAUCGGCAAAGCAUUGGGUGAGGAAGCGGAGAAGAAAAUUGUCCUCGGCACUUUUCACUCCAUCGCAAGGCGGUAUCUUGCCAAGUACGGGACACGUGUUGGGCUUGACCCCAAGUUUGGCAUCGCCGACGACGGCGACUCCAAGGCCAUCAUCCAGAGGAUAUGCAAGCGGCUGGAUCUCAAAGUCGAACCGUUUCAUGCAAAGGCUUGGAUAAGCAAGCGAAAGGCCAAGGGCUCAACACCAGCGCCAACGCGAAAACAUCCGGAUCCGCCCGACCUGCUCACUUGCUUCAAAGAGUACCAGGAUCAUCUAGAGAGGUCCAACCUGAUAGACUACGACGACCUGCUCGUGCGUUGCGUGGACCUCCUGAGGCAGCACAGGUCUUGCGUGUCCAAUGUUCAAGCGGUGCUCAUCGACGAAUAUCAGGACACUAAUGGCAUCCAGUACGACCUCAUGAAACUCUUUGCUCAGGAACGCCAGCGAAUCACUGUUGUUGGCGACCCAGAUCAGAGCAUUUACGGGUGGCGAUCAGCAGAGAUCCGGAACCUGUACCGCCUCUUGCGGGACUAUCCUGAAACUGAUGAAGUGUCUCUGGAGGAAAACUACAGAUCGUCGCAGUCGAUUCUUGACAUUUCACUCCAUGUCAUCCAGCAAGACAAGAAGCGUUACCAGAAGGUACUGCUUCCAGUCCACAACAAAGGCGCGAAACCGGUUUUGCGAAAGCUCAAGAGCUCCUCCGCAGAGGGCGAGUGGAUCGUGGCAGAAUUGCGACGAGUCGUCAUGCUCUCCGGAGGCAUGCUCAAGUACCAGGAUGUUGCGAUAUUGCUCCGGUCAGCAUCCCUUUCACGACACGUUGAGUCUGCGUUAGGGAAGGCAGGCGUGUCCUAUCGCAUGAUCGGCGGGCACAAGUUUUAUGAUCGCAAGGAGAUCAAGAUCUUACUAGACUACCUCCGCGUGGUCUAUCAGCCCGACAACAACGACGCCGUGGCCAGGGUCAUCAACGUUCCACGACGGGGCAUUGGCGAGGCGACAAUCAAGUCGUUCCUGGAAGAAGCUGAGCAGGCGAAGAUGAGUGUGUGGUCACUGCUGUGGAAGCACUGCCACGGGCAAAGAAAAGCUACAACCAACAUUCGGCCCAAGAUGGAACAGAAGCUAAACACAGAACUGCUGAAGAUUGUGUCGAGUCUGAGGCACAAGGCUGGUCAAAUGACGGAAAGCAGUCAGUUUACGUUGGUCGAUCUCCUCGAUGACCUUGUCCGUCAGCUUAGCUUCAAGCGCUACCUCGAGGAGGAAUAUGAAGAAGACCACGAAGGGCGAUGGGCCAAUGUACUGGAGCUCAUCAAUCUUGCAGCCGAUUUCACCCGAGACUUUGGCAAAGCGGAUGAGGAUGCGCUUCCGGAUAUCGAGGACGUCGAGCAAUCGAAGGAGGACGACGUCCUCGGCCGUUUCCUGGCCAAUGUCGCGUUGGCAUCAGAUGCACAAAAAGACGAAAAGGACCAGGACACGUCCGCCAUGGUGACGAUAUCAACGAUACACGCAGCGAAAGGCCUCGAGUGGCCUGUGGUGUUCGUACCUUCUGUUUAUACCGGAUCAAUUCCUCACUCUCGAGCUGAAGACUCUGACGAGGAGCGGCGACUCCUGUAUGUCGCCAUGACGCGCGCUCAGGCACUCUUGUAUCUGAGCUGUCCGUUGUAUGGCUCACAGGGUCUGAGCAACAAAGUUGAGCUUUCGCCCUUUGUGUCCCCGUUUGCUGCAAGGUUUGCGCAGAAGGGGCCAUCGUUCGACAAACCGGUGGUCGACGCAGCGGCGGCCAUCUUGGGCAGAACGGCGCCGACGCAGCAGAUCAUAUUCGACAAAUUGCCGCCCAUGUUCUCACCGGAGGAUGACAUGUUUCCCAUCGAACCUUAUGACCCGAAGAACGCGGACGGCCUCGAAGAUGACCAGAAAAGCCACCAUGCCCGAGCUCCGAAGAGGCAACGGACAAGUUACUCGAAAGGGGGAAGCGACGACGAGGCGGAAGGGGAACAACGGCCGUGGAAACCUGACUACUCUACCACGAUGGAGAGGUCGUCCGAAUUCACAAUGUCCUCGCUGCCUGGAUUCGUUAGCGCCGGGGCACACCAGUCGGCUCUAUCCGCGGCUGUUGCUGCUGCUGCCGGCGCCCAAGAUGCGCGCGCGUCGAAGAAGCAGCCAAAGACGGGCACUACGCGGCGGAAGCCAGACCAACGGAGCAUGCUUGGAUUCAUAACAACGGAGCCCAGGACGUCGGGUGACCCGCUUGCGAAGAAGAACCCGAACGACCUGUCCCUGAUGCGCUAUCAGGCAACCGCCUCACGACACGCAAUGAAGCCAGCGCCUCCUGCGGUGCCUUUCAGUGCGCCGAAGCCUGCAAUUGACCCGGCUCUUGCUGGGCAUAAGCUGCCGAGUGCCGGGACGCUCGCGCAGCCUCGGCCGGGAGGAAGGGCGGAUGCAGAGCAACGAAAGCAAUAUGCCUGCUUCUCAAGCUCGCCGCCCCGCGCAUCAACACCCGAGGAGGAAAAAGUGAAGGCGGUCCCCGAACCGGAGCCCGCCAGGCCUGCCGCGAGCUUCCAUACGACAACGUUCAUGUCCGUGAAGCCCCGCGCCGGGGUGAGGCGGCCGGUGGGCAUGGGCCCGGCCCCAUCCAUGGACCGGCUGCGGAAGCCGUUCAAGCCGCUGACGAUUAAUCGUCCAAAGGGCCCGAGCGGCCGCCUCUCCUCGCCCGUCGUGGCCGCCACUGCGCGCCGCGCCGCCGCCGCCGCCGCCAACUUCUCCACCUCUGCGCGGGCGCUGAGGCCAGAGGCCGUCUCCGGCGCCGCGGCGCCAUCGUCGAGCUCCUGGGCGAGGAGGAACCUCUCGCCCAAGACGCGCCGCUACGUGGUCUACGGGCUCGGGGCCGGGGCCGCCAUCGACAGCUACGUCAUCUACAACUACUUCCCCGGGAUUCUGGGCCUGGGCGAGGACAAGAAGAACUGA
This is a messenger RNA of Purpureocillium lilacinum, 3225 nucleotides long. RefSeq lists its product as uncharacterized. The record is from RefSeq and is a predicted model, not a curated record. NCBI's taxonomy places the organism in Eukaryota, Fungi, Ascomycota, Sordariomycetes, Hypocreales, Ophiocordycipitaceae. Gene Ontology annotation, molecular function: DNA binding; 3'-5' DNA helicase activity; ATP binding. Gene Ontology annotation, cellular component: nucleus. Gene Ontology annotation, biological process: recombinational repair.